This is a messenger RNA of Fusarium venenatum, 516 nucleotides long. Its product is annotated as Mss4-like protein. NCBI's taxonomy places the organism in Eukaryota, Fungi, Ascomycota, Sordariomycetes, Hypocreales, Nectriaceae. Gene Ontology annotation, molecular function: carbon-sulfur lyase activity. The record is from RefSeq and is a predicted model, not a curated record.
AUGGUCGCUAAACUCUUUCUGGAAGGCGGAUGUCUUUGUGAAUCCGUUCGAUACAAGAUCACCUUUCCCGAACACCACGAUCUUUCUAAAGACACACUGGGCUGCAUUUGUCAAUGCACUCAAUGCCGCAAACAGACUGGCAGUUUCUUUCUGGCAACACUCACCGUCCCUGUCGCGGCCAUCCAAUGGCAAGGCGAUUCAGAGAGCAAGAUAAAACGAUUCAACAAGACAGAGAACAUUGACAGAGGCUUCUGUGGCACAUGUGGAUCGUUUCUCUUCUGGCACCCGCGGGGAAAGGCAAUAAGCAUCGCCACUGGGAGCCUCGAUCCUCUUUACCUGCUUGGUGAAGGUGCAGACAGCACGGAUGAUCGCAUCCCAAGUGAGGGUUUCGCGGGACAAAUAUUCAGUGGAUGGUUUAAUGUUGAGUUCUGUGAGAGUGAAAUCAAGGGUAUUACAGACGAUAUGCCAGUGCUUCUGAAGGGAAAGAGGUGCCAGGGUGAUAGCUCGGAAAUUUGA